GCUUACUGAGAGGAAAAGGAAAGUGUGCCACAGGAAAUGGUGAGAGAGAGACAGUGUCGAAGAUGAAAUGGAAAUGGCCACUGUGCGGCAUCGGCCAGAAGCUCUUGAACUGCUGGAAGCCCAGAGCAAAUUCACCAAGAAAGAACUUCAGAUCCUCUACCGAGGAUUCAAGAAUGAAUGCCCCAGUGGUGUUGUUAAUGAAGAAACCUUCAAAGAGAUUUACUCUCAGUUCUUUCCACAGGGAGAUUCGACAACAUAUGCACAUUUUCUGUUCAAUGCAUUUGAUACUGAUCACAAUGGAUCUGUAAGCUUUGAGGACUUUGUGAUGGGUCUUUCCAUUUUGCUUCGAGGGACAGUACAAGAAAAACUCAACUGGGCAUUUAAUUUGUAUGACAUAAAUAAAGAUGGAUAUAUAACUAAAGAGGAAAUGCUUGAUAUAAUGAAAGCGAUAUAUGAUAUGAUGGGUAAAUGUACAUAUCCUGUUCUUAAAGAGGAUGCCCCCAGACAACAUGUGGAAACAUUUUUUCAGAAAAUGGACAAAAAUAAAGAUGGGGUAGUUACCAUAGAUGAAUUCAUUGAAAGCUGCCAAAAAGAUGAAAAUAUAAUGCGCUCCAUGCAGCUCUUUGAAAAUGUGAUUUAACAUGUUGGUUAGAUCUUGAAUUUAAUAGACAAAUGUGAACUAUUCUAAAACAAUACUUAAAGUUGGAGUUACCACUUUUAGCAUAGACUGCUCAGCUUUACACUGAAGCAUAUUAUGCAAAUAAGCUUUGUUUUAUUAUAAAGCCAUCCCCAAAGUUAUUUAUUUCCAAGAUAUCAAUUUGCAUCCUCUUCAUUAUACCACUGAGUUAAUAGGAUGUUCCAAAAAUUUCCUACCAUGAGGCUAUUCAAAGAAAUGAUACCUGACAAACACAUAAUUUUAUUGAUACUCCAACCCUGGGAUUAUUGAGGCUUUCGCACAUCAAAGUGAUGUUAUGAUAGUGGUUUUUGCUACCCAUUUGUAUUAGAAUCUAACCCCAGGAUUAUAAAUGUUUUUUUCUAAAAUAUUGGCAUCAGUGUUUAAUUUACAGAAAUUAGAUUUCAUUUCCAUAUUUGUAUGCUGUAAUCCCAUUUAUAUACUUUGAGUAAACAAAAACAAUUACCGCUAUUAAAAAAUUAUUUGCAGUCCCUGUUUUUGUGGGUUUUCCUCCUUUUGUUGAAGUCUCCUUUUGCUGAAGCCUUUAAUUCAUUUAUCUGGCAUUUUUCUACUAUUAGAACUAAAACAAUUUAUUACCAGAUGACAGCAUACUUCUUUGGAGUAAGGCUUAUUAAUAAGCAUUUGUUGGUUUUCCAUAUUAGAACCCAAAUCCCACAUAACGUAUAUAAUUUGGGACUUGCUCAAUAUGAUAGCCCUCACUGGGCUUCACUCUUCCUAUGAAAGAAUGAAAAUGAGUGAAUCCUAGUAUCACUACAUGAAUGUCCAAGUCCACAAUAUCCACAUUGUCUACAAUGAAGAUGAGGAUUUACCCUUCCACCACCCAGGUUUAAAUUAAGGCUCACUAGUAGAUGAGCAUCCAGUAACACACAUUAAUGAUUAAUAACAAUCAGCCUAAGGUCAGGUUCAUCUCUGGCCUGACUUUACCAUUUGCAUUUCUAUGACACAAAGAACACUCACCUAUAUACAGUGGGGAAGAACAUUAACAUAAUUUCAUUUUGAAGGAAAAAUAUAUUAAUAACUAUAAUAAUGGGACAGUAGAGAAUGAGUUAUUAUUUCAAUUAUUUAACUGGAUUAUUUGAGUGGAUUAACAGCACACAAGCCCCAAUUUUAAGUAUCAUCGUUACUUUCAAGGAUCUUAGGCCUAUAAAGUUCCCACAAUAAUACUAAAGAUACAACCAUCUUCAUUUUUCUGCAAAUAUCACAAAAACAAAGAAGCUUCUGGGGUAGAAGGAAUUUUGCAACUUUGUUUCACAAAAAUAUAUCAGGGAUCUAUUCUGGUGUAAAGAUAAGAUGUUGAAUGUUCUGCUAUCACCAGUGUAGGAUUAAGAGUAGUACAAUACAUGUACGCUUGAAAUUUGCCAUUAGAGUAUGUGUGUGUGUGUAAGCUCAAUGUAUACAUUUUGUAUUUUAAAAAGGAAAAAUAAACAAAAGUAGAAUGUAUAUAACCCU
Molecule: messenger RNA, 2143 nt
Organism: Trichosurus vulpecula (common brushtail)
Lineage: Eukaryota; Metazoa; Chordata; Mammalia; Diprotodontia; Phalangeridae
Gene: KCNIP4
Product: potassium voltage-gated channel interacting protein 4
Exons: 8
Coding region: 68-640 (190 amino acids)
Biological process (GO): regulation of potassium ion transmembrane transport
Cellular component (GO): voltage-gated potassium channel complex
Molecular function (GO): potassium channel regulator activity; calcium ion binding
Source: RefSeq, a predicted model, not a curated record